AUGGAUUAUCAUUCUCCAAAAGAGUAUGGAAAAUCCAAAAGGCAAACUCAAAACUUCAACGAUUAUGAUUCAUUAAGUCCAAGCCGUUUAUCUCCAAUCAAAUCAAGCCAAUCUAAAAAUACGUUAAAAAGCUUAUUAGAGUAUGAAAAGUCAUUCCUUGAAACAGAGCAAAAGCUAAUGGAAGAAAAGAGAAAUUUAGAGAAAAGAAAGGAAAUUGCAGAAGAAAAACUUCAAUCUCAAACAAAACCCGUUGAAUCAACAAAAAAUAUCAAUUUACUUAAUGAAAAUUCCGAAAUUGCAGAAAGUCUCGUCGAUCAAGAUUACAUUUACAACAUAGAAAAAGAAAUUCAAAUUGAAUCUUCUAAAAUUGCUGAUUUACGUGCCAUUUUAGACAAUCCUCCUAGAAGACAAUCACAAUAUGAAGUACCAAGUAAUCCAUCAGUUCAUGAAACUAAAAAUCACAUUGAUUUAGUUUGUGAUUCAAUUAGACGAAAACAACAAGAGGUUAAAGAACAAAAAGAAAGUAUUAAGCAACUUGAAAGAGAAAAUAAACAGGUUCGAGAUGAUUUAGAGGCCGAAUACAAUGAACGAAAUAAACAAAUUCAAAAAUUAAGAAAAAUUGUUGCAAAACUCAAACAAAACAGUGAAUCAAAAGAACAAGAAGUUAACAGAAUAAACGAAUUAAAGAGAAAACUUUCAAACCUCAAUGAAACUAAAGAAGAGUUAUUGAUUCACCUAAAUAGAGACGAAAUUGCAACUCCAAAACUUGAUGACCUUCAAAACGAAAUUGAAAAACUAAAGAAGACAUUAAUUGAAAAAGAAAAUAUAUUACGAUCUGAAGAGAAUUUUUAUGAACAAGUAAAAUGUGAAGUUGACUCAUUAAAGAAUCAAGUUUCAAGAAAAGAAGCAACACUAGAAGCAAAUGAGAAGGAUAUUAGUAGAAUGGAAGAGAAAGUUGAUGCUUCUGGAAACGGAUUUGAUAAUGCACUUAAAACAAUGAAGAAUCCUUCAGGAUCUGCAACUGAUGAUAUAUAUACGUACACACCACAUCAUAGUUUGGAUUCAAAGCGUCCUUCUGCUCUUGAAUUAAAUACUAAUUAUAGUUCAACAGAAUUAUCAGUUUCCAAAGUAAGUUCUAAUAGUAUUUCAAAUAGUCCAACAUCUCCAUACAUAGAUGAACUGGUUAGCUUGUUUAGUUAA
Trichomonas vaginalis G3 is the source of this 1200-nucleotide messenger RNA. RefSeq lists its product as uncharacterized. The transcript has a single exon. The record is from RefSeq and is a predicted model, not a curated record. Lineage: Eukaryota; Parabasalia; Trichomonadida; Trichomonadidae. Bases 1 to 1200 code for a protein of 399 amino acids.